This is a messenger RNA of Solenopsis invicta (red fire ant), 7584 nucleotides long. RefSeq names its product adenylate cyclase type 9 (gene Ac13E). The transcript is spliced from 8 exons. Lineage: Eukaryota; Metazoa; Arthropoda; Insecta; Hymenoptera; Formicidae. Gene Ontology annotation, biological process: cyclic nucleotide biosynthetic process; intracellular signal transduction; adenylate cyclase-activating G protein-coupled receptor signaling pathway. Gene Ontology annotation, molecular function: adenylate cyclase activity. The record is from RefSeq and is a predicted model, not a curated record. The coding region runs from base 601 to 5049 and encodes 1482 amino acids.
AAAAGUUCCUACGUUGACACUCUGGAGAACGUCAUUUUCUUUCUCCUCUUAUUUUCUUUUUAUAAAAGUUUAGAAUUUUGGUUCGUGGUUUAGUGACAAUUCUCCACUUGUGCACUUGACGUUCUAUCUCGCCGACGGGGAGUAGCGUAGGCGCCGUGUCGUCCUAUCAGCCACCGUCGCCGCCGCUGUCGUCGUCGUCGUCGUCGUCGUAAUCGUCAUCUUCCCGGUGACGGAUUCAAGAUGGCUGCGGAACAUCGUAGCGGAGAACGUCUCGGCAGCGUCGGCGCAUACGCGUGAUUCUUUCGCUUCUUUUUUUAUUCCCCUUUUUUCCCGACAUCCGCGAUAAUCCGUCCGUCGUCGUGUCCUUCGGCGUCGACUCGACCUUACCGAGGCCGCCCGUCCUCACUCCCCUCCCCCCCCCCUGCCCACGACGGCGCCGCUGAAGGAGAGCCGCGAAAAAAAUGGCGUUCGGCGACAGUAGCUGAUUCCAGCGAGCGCCUCCGAUGUCGGCGAGGAGGAGGAGAAGGAGGAUGACAUUCCCUCAAAUUCUCCGGCGUUCUCGCCCCUAACCGACGUGAGAAUCAACUGGCGAUUGUCAAUAUGACUCCUCAAUUGGAUCGGAAGCGUGGCUCGUCUGUCAGCUUUACCCGAACAAAGAAUGAUAGUGAAGAUGCCGAGGAUGAGAUUCACAUAUCUCUGGCACCUUACAUACAAACAUAUCUGGCGCACAGUAGCCAGGGAUUGGGAUGCUGCGGUAUCAGUAUACCUGUGCCGUUUGAGCGUGCAGCACCGCGAUCUUGGUGGAAUCCUAGAUUUGAUUCGGAAAUCCUCGAGGAACAGUUUAAGAGAAGUGCCUUUCCUCAAAUUAGAUUAAGAUUUCGGUACGCUCUCACGUAUAUCUUGCUAGUGUCCUUGUCGUGGCUGACGUACUUUGUUAUAAUCGGGGUAGAGAACGAUACAUCGACAUGGGCGGCAAUAGCGGGUGUUUUCAGUAUCGUCGGUGUUAUGGUCUCGGCUGUUCUUUAUUUAACGCAUACAGACUACUACAAAUCCUACGUAUUACCAACUUCUUUGGGAGUUGCGUCAACGCUCUGUUUCCUGUCUUUGCUCUUCCUCGCCUUGGUGCCGCCUCACGUGGACGGACUGACUUUAGUCGGACACUUUGCCUUGUGUUCCGAAAUCUUAUUAGUAAUUUAUACGGUGCUGCCGAUGCCACUCUACGCCUGCGUGGGAAUAUCCACGCUGUACUCAUUCAUGUUUGAGUUCCUGACUGCCUAUUUAUAUGGCUCGAUGGAUACGCAACAGAGAUUUUACACGACCGAACGAAUUGUACAAAAUAAUACUUCAGGAGUUAACAGUAUGUCGGCGGAGGAAGAGAGAACAUUGGUACUUACGCAAUCGUCUGUAAAAGAUCCUUUAAUUGUUGCUGGUCUACAGAAUGUGAUACGUAAUAUUAGUAAUUUUACUACAGCAAUUGGUACAGAGGCGAUGUCGAGAUUGCGCGAAGGCAGAGAUACAAUGAAUGUGGGAUCGAGAUAUUCGGAAACGGCGGCUCAACGAUUACACAAUGCUCUAAACGACACGAAUGUCUUAACGAGAUUAAAUUUUAGCGCUCCAGCCAUGUUAACUGCUAUCAAUUCCACCGUAAAUUUAUCGCCUGCAGAUUAUGCUCACGAUAACUUAUUCGCUAAUGAUGUUGACUUCUCCACGAAUCUCGCAAUAAGGAUCUUGAUGCAGAUUUGUAUUCAUUUGAUAGGCGUGCAUAUUUUGAUAAUGACUUUCGUAAGAAUGCGCGGUACUUUUAUGAAGGUUGGUCAAUCCCUGCUGGUCCGGCGGCAGCUGGAAAUGGAAAAACAACUGAAAGAAAAAAUGAUACACUCCGUUAUGCCGCCGAAGGUCGCGGAUUGGCUUAUGGAGGAGAGCGAACGCGAGAGAGAGCGGGAAGACUCUCUGAAAAAGGGCUCGAUACCGUCCAAUAAUACGGAUAUUCGUUCGUUGUUCCGCCCGUUCAACAUGCAUUCGAUGGAGGACGUCAGUAUCUUGUUCGCCGACAUUGUUGGAUUUACUAGGAUGAGCUCAAACAAGACUGCGGAGGAAUUGGUAGGCAUUCUGAAUGAUCUGUUCGAACGUUUUGACGACCUGUGCGAACAUCACGGAUGCGAGAAGAUCUCUACGUUGGGAGAUUGCUACUAUUGUGUAAGCGGAUGCCCAGAACCAAGGUCCGAUCAUGCGAAAUGUUGCAUAGAAAUGGGAUUAGCCAUGAUUGAAGCUAUCAAACAAUUCGACAUCGAGAGACGCGAGGGUGUGAACAUGAGAGUGGGUGUGCACACUGGGACCGUACUCUGCGGAAUUGUAGGCACUAAGAGAUUCAAAUUCGAUGUUUGGUCGAAUGACGUGACUUUGGCGAAUAAGUUGGAGAGCACGGGAAAACCUGGCCGUGUACAUUUGAGUGAAAAUACUUUGAGAUUUCUGGGAGAUCAAUAUGUUACAGAGAAUGGAGAAAUACUCAACGGUGUUAAAACUUAUUUUAUUAGAGCCCGUAAGUCAGACUUCAUGAAUCAAUUUAUUACGAACGUCACGUCACCCAAGAGUAUUUCACCAUUGAUGCAAUCGCGAAAUCGUCUAGCAUCAUGCAACAAUCAGAUCAAACCGCGUCAUCAUUAUCUCCAUAUGGUUACGAACGCGAGCAAUUACAGGAUGAAGGCCAAUUCCCUGCCCAGUAUCUUAGAUUCUGAGAAUGACGGUGACAACGUGGACGAGAAAGAGGAUUCGAACAAGAGCCCAACAUCGACCGCUAGCUAUGGCAAGAAGAAAGUGCGAAAUAAGCCAUGGAGGUAUCUGCAAAGACAACGCACAACUGAGGAAAUGACACCUCUGGAGAUAGAAGAGGGAAGAAAUAUCGCUAUGGAACGAGCGAAACCCGAUAUUCAGACCUAUGAAGAAUGCAAUGGAUUUAGACGGGUUCCUCUGAAUAACAGCGUUGAAAUGGACCCGAAUCCUGUACCUUCUAGUCCUUUAUUAUCUGGUCAAGAGCCGAUUAGUAACGCUUCUUCCAUUUGCAGUAGAAAAGACUCCGGUAUCAAGAGCAAUAGCAGACGAAGUAGCAUACAACAGCAGUUGUUCCUAAUGAAUGGCAUGGCUCAAGGUGAUCUAUUGGGACAUAGAGUCAGUGGCUAUUAUACUUCUAGUUCAACGUUGAACUCCACUCACGAACCUUCUUCGUCGGUGCCCCCUUAUCCGUUUCCUCCGAUGGUAACUGAUACAUUUGGUGCGUGCUUUCAUAAAUUACGGAAGCAGUCUGAUCUCCAGUUAAUUAGGUGUGUCCAAGACAACGUGAGCUCUCAGCGCUCAUAUUUUGUCAAACCACCACUGUCAAGCGUCACUCUCUUCUUUAAAAACAAGGAAAUGGAAAAGGAGUACCGAGAGAACGCGCACAAGACCAGCGAGGGCAUUGGCGAUAAUCCACCUACUCUGGCCACCUCGAGAUUCAACACUUACUUCGACAUUUUGAUAUCUGCCCUGGUUUACACGGCCAUCACGAUCUCGUUGUUCCUUCUGUGUAAACCGACGAUUCACUAUACGGUGUUCUCUGUGCUCGCCAUUACUGUUCAAGUGAUUGCGGUGUCGCUCUGCAUCCGGCAGCUCCUCUAUCCGAAUACAGCUCAUGCGACGUUUACGCAGCAAAUCUUCAGAUUUUUCUCCCGAUGGUAUCCAUGGCAUGUGUGCGGCGCGGUCUUGGUUGGUCUACCGAUCAUUUCCAUCUUGCUGAAUUUCACGUGCAACAGCUUUCGGAGCUUGAGCAACUUCGAGUACUACUACAGCUACUUGAUCUUCGUCGGAUUAGUACACUUCUGUAAUUUCACGCAGCUCAACUGUUGGAUGAAAAAUCUAUUAGUUACCCUUACCGGUAUACUAUUCAUAUGUCUUGUGGUGAGUCAUAUAUCACCGUAUCAAGAGAAUCUCAGUAGUAAUAAUAGUAGUAGUGGCAACAGUCAUAUCAACGAUUCGCAAUUGACGCAAUUUGUUUCGCUGCGUCCAAAUUUUCUCAAAUCGCCGGUGAGAGAAUUGUACGGUGAGAACUUUUCAAACAAUACAAGAGACCUCGCCGCUGUCGCUUCAACAAGAACACUAUCACCAUCGGUCGCAAAAUAUACAGGAGAACAAAAAGCGUCACAUAUGACUCAUGGAAUACCUUAUACCAAGUAUAACGAGAGAUUGUACAAUUCGGAAAUAUAUCUGGAUAUUGUAUUGCUAUUGCUGCUAGUCUGGUUUCUGAAUCGCGAGUUUGAGAUCAGUUAUCGAUUGUGCUUUCACGGCAACGCGGUGGCAGCGCGCGACAAGACGCGCGUGCAAUCAAUGAAGAAUCAAGCUGAUUGGUUGUUGCACAAUAUUAUACCUAAACACGUAGCCGAUCAAUUGAAGACUACCGCGAAAUACUCACAGAAUCAUAAAUCCGUGGGCAUUAUCUUCGCCAGUAUCGUUAACUUCAACGAGCUGUACGAUGAAUCGUAUUUGGGUGGUAAGGAGUAUCUUCGCGUGCUCAAUGAGCUUAUAGGCGAUUUUGACGAGUUGCUAGAGAGGUCAGAGUACGCGAACGUCGAGAAGAUCAAGACAAUCGGUAGCACCUUCAUGGCUGCGAGCGGCCUGAAUCCGCAGGUGCGGGAGCAGAGUGAGCAUGAGUACACGCAUCUGUUCCAAUUGGUGGACUUUGCCGUAGCAAUGCACAAAGUGAUAUUUGAUUUUAAUCGGGACCUGUUGGGUUUCAAGCUGAUUCUACGAGUUGGCUUCAACUUCGGUGAUGUCACGGCUGGCGUGAUCGGCGCUACCAAGCUGUACUACGACAUCUGGGGCGACGCGGUCAACAUAGCGUCGCGAAUGGACUCCACUGGGGUUGCCGGUAGGAUACAGAUAGCUAGCAAUUGUUUGAACGUCUUAUCGGAACGAUAUGAAUUUGAACCGCGUGGUCAGGUAUACGUCAAGGGAAAAGACAAUAUGGAUGUGUUCCUGUUAAUAGGAAAGAAGAAGGAGGCUGAUAUGACUGGCACUUGAAGAGCCAGCGACGAUUAUGUCAGUUAUUUUCCUAUACGACUAUCAUAUGUCGAUAAUCUGAUGCUAUUUGUGGCCUGCAGCAAUCGUAAUAAUUAGAUUAGAUCUGUCCGUUAGUAUUUGGAUAUUUUUUCAUAAUUUAACAAUUUUAUAAUUUGAGUUUUCAGAUAGUAGAUGAACUGCAUUCGACAGCGACAUCUACAUUUUAUUAUUAAAAUACAAAGAGAACAAAAACUUCUCCUCUUUUUACAUAUUGAUAAAUAUUUGAUAAAAAUAAAAUUAAAUAUGAAUGAAAAUCAAAGAGAGAAGAGAAGUAGAUUUAUGAUGAGAGUUAUAAAUACUUCACUGCUCGGUUCGUAUGCUAUCCCAAAAUUCAAAUUUUUUACUGUAAGACUGAAAAAUGUUCCGAUAUUAAUGGACAAAUCUAACUAUUAACUCAUACAAUCGCUGAUUAGUCAUGUCAUUGAUUAAAGAGAGCAUGUGUAUACGAAAUGAGUAAAAGAGAAAGCAAACGAAACGAAAUAGUAUAUCUUUUCUGCAAAGCAUGCACAGCAAGCAUCACGAACACUGUUGGAAAAAAAAGAUGUUACAAUACGCCUUAUUCGUUGACUGCUCAAACGCUAUUUGCGAGAGAUAUUUAUUAACGAGAGAUAUUAUUGUAUUUUUGUAAAAAUAUCAAAUGAUGUCUAAUGAGAAAAAGAUAUAUCAUGGGAAAUUAUCCAAGAUCUGCCUUUGUCUCGAGUACAAAACUGAAUCGGUGGCGAAGGAAUCUUUUUAGAAGCGUUUUACGUUAUCAAGCAUCGAAAUGGUAAUUAUUUGUGUAUAUGUACAUAUAUAUAUAGUAUAAUAUAUAGAUGCCACGAAUAAUUUUUUUGCACGAAUAUAUAUGUAUACUUGAACGUCGAACCUGAAAUGCAACUGAUGUCUAUAUUUCCCAAAUCGAGUUACGAAAAAAGAAUUAUCUUUCUCGUUCGAGUGAAUGCUCGCAGUGAAAUGCUCAUGCGAUACUGGAGAAAAGUUAAUACGUGGCAUCCUAUCCUAUUCGAUAUUCUAAGAGCAACAGCGAAGUGCGUCCGACGUGAUAAAAGUUCAACGAAACUCGAAUACCCCGUUAAUUAUUGAGUUAAAUAAAUUUUUGAAAGUAAUAUUUAAAAAAUAUGAAUUUACACCAUGUCUUGUCUUCCUGUCUGAUAUUGUGAAUUGUGACACGUCACGUACAAGACGAAUAUACAAAGCGUUAUAGGCGUCGCUUGAAGCUUGUUCUAUGUACAACAGAUAGAAACGAAUAACGAAAUUUUUACCUUAGAAAUUUUUAUCUUAGAUUAUGAACGGACGAAAAAUGAUUCUACCAAAGAUCAAUAACUAAUGAUUCAGGCCGCGGAUGUGUGCAUAUGUAAGCGUAGAAUAUGCUUAAAAUUUGUUGUAGAAUACGCGUGUAUGGGAAAAAAUAAAAUCGCACAUUCCAAACGUAGCUUGCGACAAGCGUGUUCGCGGACACAAAUUGACGAUAAAUGCUCACGAUAAAGUGUUCCUUGUCGUUAAAUAAACAUCUCUGGUAUAUCGGGACGUAAAACUGCUACGUUGGAUUCCAAAGAGUAUCUGGCUGCAUUUUUUUUUAAUCUCAACGAUAAGUGACAUCGCAUUCGAUGGGAUUUAUGCUCUAUAGAUAGUGUGUGCGUGUAUGUGUAUAUGUGUAUAUGUCCGCGUGUAUGCGUGUGUAUUUACAUCUAUGUUUAUAUUUAUAUAUGUAUAGACUUUUGAGGAUUUAUCCGAAAGAUUUAAUGUUAAUGCAAGAAGCUGUUUGCGUUUAUGUAAAUGAUAUGCAGUGCAAGCAAUAUGCGUUAAACGGUCUGGAUCAUAACUGACGUUGUAUAUUCUGCAUAUGCUUGUAUUGACAUAGGAAUUUUAAUUGUGGUUUUUAUAAGCGGCAUUUAACUCAACGGAAAUAUUUGUUCCACGUGAAAGUAAUAAUGUCAAUAAUUGUAUAAUAAAGAACGGAUCUGAAUGUCGGUUCCUGUAAAUAUAUGUUAUAACAUAUUUAUGAUUUGUGUAUAAAAUAAUUCUUUUGGAUAUAAUUUCUUUGGAGGAAGAAAUUUGAAAGAGAGAUGCGAUAUUAUGAUGUAUCGCUUUGAUUUCGCGUACCACAAGGCUUACGCAAAUCAUUUCUAUGAUUAUAGUCAAUUAUAAAAGAUUUUGAGUUUGAAUACGAGCGAGGUACCGGCUCGUAUCACGAAAGCGUGUGCUUGAAAACACGAUCUAUAAUGUUCGACAUUAACAUCAAGAAGCGCGGUCGCGUCUCGCGCCUAUGUUGUUUUUCUCUGAAUGAACGAAGCGAAAGAGACCGAUAUGUUAUACUCGCCGAUCUGUAGGACAACAGAAGGGAUACACGUUACAGUUAUCAAAUAAAAUGUAUAUAUAUUUAUCGAGUGUACACAAAAGUUUUACGGAGAAGGCAGAGAGAGACUUCAGGCUAUAUAGAUGUACAUAUAAUUAUUGUCAAUACAAUUUCUUUAUUACAAUAUAUUAUAUACAAGAUUA